This is a messenger RNA of Spodoptera littoralis (African cotton leafworm), 846 nucleotides long. NCBI's taxonomy places the organism in Eukaryota, Metazoa, Arthropoda, Insecta, Lepidoptera, Noctuidae. The record is from the annotation of a GenBank genome assembly.
AUGGAUAAAAACGUGUCAGAAGAAGUGCAAAAGAAAAUCAACCAAUUGCGGAAUUGGGUAGACAGCCAGCCUCACUUGCCAAAGGAUAUAGACAACCGUCUCAUCCUGCGAUUCCUGCACAGCUGCUACUAUGAUGUGGAGAAGACGAAGCAGACCAUCGAGUUGUUCUUCAAGGUCAGAGACAGUGCUCCAGAGCUAGUCAAUCACAGGGAUCCAUUGUCACCAGCUAUGCAGAAGGCUAUGAAAAUUGCGAAAGUGGCGCACUACGAAAUAUCAGGCAAAAGAAACAUCUGGUUCUGGCAACUAAAUGAUCCAGGUCUAGAACAAUACGACUACAUCCAAGAUGCUAGAAUGUUCUUCAUGACCUGUGAUGCUUGGAUACUCAGCAACGAGGAUCUGGCUGAAGAAGAUAUUGUUGUUAUGGAUGCCAAGGACAUUUCCCUUAAAUUCAUCUCGAAGUUUAAUAUUUCUGUUGCGCGAAAACUUGCGAAGUAUCAAGAGGAUGCCAUGCCGAUCAGGUUGAAGCAGAUCCACAUCAUCAACGCACCUCCUUUCAUCGACAAGCUGUUCAGCAUGAUGAAGCCGUUCCUUAAACAAGAAGUCACAAAUAUGAUUCACUUUCACGUGCCAAAAUCGGAGACCUUAUACAAGUACCUAAAUAAAGAAGAUUUGCCAUCAGACUAUGGUGGCUCUCGACCUUCCAUGGAGGAACUGAAUAAGAGAGUCGUAGAUAUUGUUAUGGAUAAAAGGAAAAUCUUCUUGGACGAGAACUUCUGGAAGACGGAGAAAAAGGGGAAGAAAAUAAAAGAAAUCUCUACUACGUUUAGAUCUCUAGACAUAGACUAA